This is a messenger RNA of Elgaria multicarinata webbii, 2995 nucleotides long. RefSeq names its product gamma-aminobutyric acid type A receptor subunit gamma2 (gene GABRG2). Gene Ontology annotation, biological process: synaptic transmission, GABAergic; signal transduction; regulation of postsynaptic membrane potential. Gene Ontology annotation, molecular function: benzodiazepine receptor activity; GABA-A receptor activity; GABA-gated chloride ion channel activity. The coding region runs from base 112 to 1536 and encodes 474 amino acids. The transcript is spliced from 10 exons. Gene Ontology annotation, cellular component: GABA-A receptor complex; plasma membrane; dendrite membrane. Lineage: Eukaryota; Metazoa; Chordata; Lepidosauria; Squamata; Anguidae. The record is from RefSeq and is a predicted model, not a curated record.
GCAGGAACAUCCCCAACCCCCACUUCAGAUCACUAAAUAAAGAAGGGGACAGAUCCGUCUGCAACCAAGAAGAAAAGGGGGCGGGAAAGUGUGGGGGGUGAAGAGAGAGAGAUGAGUCCUCCAAAUCCGCCAAGCCAAGGCAGCCUUUCAUUGCUGGAUGCAGCAUCUUCUCUCAAAAUGAUGGUGCGGGCGCUACUGCUCUUCUCUCUCAUCCAGGGUUCUAGCCAAAAAAGUGAUGAUGAUUAUGAAGAUUAUACAACCAACAAAACAUGGGUAUUGACUCCCAAAGUCCAUGAGAGUGAUGUUACCCUUAUUUUAAAUGGCCUGCUGGAGGGAUAUGACAACAAGCUAAGGCCAGAUAUAGGAGUGCAACCAACAGUAAUUCACACUGAUAUGUACGUCAAUAGCAUUGGUCCGGUGAAUGCUAUCAAUAUGGAAUAUACAAUAGAUAUAUUUUUUGCCCAAACCUGGUAUGACAGACGACUAAGAUUCAACAGCACUAUAAAAGUGCUGAGGUUGAACAGCAACAUGGUUGGGAAGAUCUGGAUACCUGACACAUUCUUCCGAAACUCAAAAAAAGCAGAUGCUCAUUGGAUAACAACACCUAAUCGGAUGCUUCGGAUCUGGAACGAUGGCAGAGUACUAUAUACGUUAAGGUUGACGAUAGAUGCUGAGUGUCAGCUACAGCUGCACAACUUCCCAAUGGAUGAACAUUCUUGUCCACUGGCGUUUUCAAGCUAUGGCUACCCAAAGGAAGAAAUUAUCUACAUGUGGAAGCGCAGUUCAGUGGAAGUGGGAGAUACUAGGUCCUGGAGGCUCUAUCAGUUCUCAUUUAUUGGGCUCAGAAAUACAACUGAAGUGGUGCCAACAACUUCAGGAGAUUAUGUGGUCAUGGCAGUCUACUUCGAUCUAAGCCGAAGGAUGGGCUACUUCACUAUUCAGACUUACAUCCCCUGCACACUCAUUGUGGUGCUAUCCUGGGUCUCGUUUUGGAUUAAUAAGGAUGCUGUUCCAGCCCGAACAUCUUUAGGUAUUACAACUGUCCUGACAAUGACCACCCUUAGUACCAUCGCUCGCAAAUCUCUGCCCAAGGUCUCCUAUGUGACGGCAAUGGAUCUCUUUGUAUCAGUUUGCUUCAUUUUUGUUUUCUCUGCGCUGGUGGAGUAUGGGACUCUCCAUUAUUUUGUCAGUAACAGAAAGCCAAGCAAGGAUAAAGACAAAAAGAAGAAAAACCCUCUUCUUCGGAUGUUUUCAUUCAAGGCACCUACGAUUGACAUCCGUCCAAGGUCAGCUACUAUCCAAAUGAACAAUGCCACACACCUCCAAGAACGGGAUGAAGAAUAUGGCUAUGAAUGUCUUGACGGCAAGGACUGUGCAAGUUUUUUCUGCUGCUUUGAGGAUUGCCGAACAGGAGCCUGGCGGCAUGGAAGAAUACAUAUUCGCAUUGCCAAAAUGGACUCCUAUGCCCGCAUAUUCUUCCCAACUGCCUUCUGUUUGUUUAAUCUGGUCUACUGGGUGUCUUACCUUUACCUUUAAACAAGCAGAAAGUUAAAUCGGUGACAUGAGCCUUAUUCUUGGAAUUUAUUCGAAAUUAUGGUUUCCUGCAUAAACCCACUGAAAUGCCAUGAUCGAGUGGCUGUAGUGCAACGUGCGCAUGAGGGGACUUUCCUGCAAGUAGGAGCCGCCCCAUUCUCUUCAAUUCCAGGAAAUACUCUGCACAUGCACCAUUACGCACACAGAGCAUUCCCUGGAGUGGGUCAGCCCUAGCUCAUUUUAGCUCCAUUGAGCAUCAGAGUUUCAUGGAACGUUGAACAUUAAAACACACUUUACUGAAGUGUGCAUUCUUUAGUGCCAUAAUGACCCAGUAAAUAGCAACCAUCAUAUCAUUUGUCUAAGACUACAGUAAAAUUAUUGUGAUUUGAAUGCUAUCAUUCUAUAUUUUAAGCAAUUUGAUACAAACAAAAUCAAGCUACCGGAAAGCUACCGACGAAUCUGAGAGGGACAAUGGGAAGAAGACCUGCACAGACUCUGAAAGUUUGGGUACUAUAGUUUCAGCUCUGAAUGAUUACAGUUACAAUUACAACGGUAAAAAAUACUGUAUAGUUUGUUAGCAUUGACUAUAAAUAUGUGAUAUCUUUGUCCUCAGUGGGCUUUUCUUUUUGGAAGAGUCAUCUCUCACUUCAGAUCAAUGUAACUAUUCUAGGGGGGAAAGUAGCUUUUCUUUGCACCCAAAUAAAAGUAGAACUUUGGGUGCCCUCCCUAAGAGCACAUGUACAAAUGUUGUAUAUAUUUCACUACCUUGUAGUACUUGGGUCUAGUGCAUGAAGUUUUUUUUUGGGGGGAGGGGGGAAUAAAUGGAGCAAAGGUACCAUAUACAGUAUUGUCUUUAUUUUGUAACCCUGGCUUUGCUGUUGUAGCAGGAAAAUGUGGAUUAACAUCCACCCUAUUUUUAUUUUUCUGGCAGAAACGCCUUCUCCCUCAUGCAUGGAGGAAUUGAACAGUCAGACAGCACUUUUGGUCAGAAGUUAGGCAAGCCUUAAGUCGUUGAACAAACACCAUCCGUUCCAUAGACAGAGCAAGUCAGUAAAGCCAAAAACAACAACACCAAAACCUUAGACUAUAGAUUAGCUCCAGGCCUUAGCUGCUACUUUAUUCCUCACUUUCCAUAGCAACUGCAAUUAUUAUGUACUGCAAGACUGGCUGUGGUCUUCUGAAGCAGUUGUUUGCAGUUAACGGAUCUUUCCCCACUCUGAAUGCUGAUCAUUUGCACCUAGAAUACUUUUGCUGAGCUGCACGAUCCAUUUGAAUGAAGCCGAGCUGAAUAUAGCUUUUGCUAUAUUUGCUUACAAAUACAGCACACAUUUAUUUUCCAGGCAGAUGUUGGGGCGUAUUCAAUUGUGCCAAUAUACAGCCCUGCACUUUAGUGCUACACUCCCCCCACUCCCUGGGUCUCUCACUUAUGACACAGAGUCUAUCCAUAGCUAACAUGGGCAAU